AUGCGGAUACGAGGCAGCGGGCAGCGCGGGCAUCGAGCCAACACCUGUGCAUGGACAUCAGGCAUUGGCUACUGUUGUAUAGUACGAGAGUACCAGAGGACGGGCCUCGCAAGCUGGUUGAGCCGACUCUCCCAGUUUCUGGGCCUCGCAACACUCCAGGGCUGGCCGCCCCCUGCCCCCUUGGCCAACUCCUACCUACCGUAA
Molecule: messenger RNA, 204 nt
Organism: Plenodomus lingam JN3
Lineage: Eukaryota; Fungi; Ascomycota; Dothideomycetes; Pleosporales; Leptosphaeriaceae
Source: RefSeq, a predicted model, not a curated record